AUGUCGCAGACCAUUGGAAAGACCCGUCUCGCCUACUCGCGCGCAUGGCACCACGUCGACGUGGGCAGUGACGGUCGCACCCUAGGCCGGCUGGCCUCCUCCAUCGCCCUCGUCCUCAUGGGCAAGAAUAAGCCCAUCUACGACCCCUCCACCGACUGCGGCGACUACGUCGUCGCCGUCGGCUGCCACGACCUCCGCACCACCGGCAAGAAGCGCCAGCAGAAGAAGUACUACACCCACACCACCCGGCCCGGUAGCCUCAAGAGCAUGACCAUGGAUAUGAUGUUCGAGAAAUGGGGCGGCGGCGAGGUCCUGCGCCGCGCCGUCCGCGGCAUGCUGCCCAAGAACCGGCUGCGGGAUAAGCGGUUGGCGCGGUUGAAGACUUUCGAAGGUCUCAAGCACCCCUACGAGCAGAAUAUCAUCAAGAUCGGUGGGACGGGUGUUCAGGCUCAGGCUCAGGCUCAGGAGUCGGUCAUCGGAAAGCUUCCCGAGGUGCAGCAGGCUUUCCAGGCGGCUAAGGUGGAGGCGUCGGCAUGA
This is a messenger RNA of Aspergillus aculeatus ATCC 16872, 537 nucleotides long. Its product is annotated as mitochondrial 54S ribosomal protein uL13m. Bases 1 to 537 code for a protein of 178 amino acids. Gene Ontology annotation, molecular function: structural constituent of ribosome; mRNA binding. The transcript has 3 exons. Gene Ontology annotation, biological process: negative regulation of translation; translation. Gene Ontology annotation, cellular component: ribosome; mitochondrial large ribosomal subunit. The record is from RefSeq and is a predicted model, not a curated record. NCBI's taxonomy places the organism in Eukaryota, Fungi, Ascomycota, Eurotiomycetes, Eurotiales, Aspergillaceae.